This is a messenger RNA of Sinocyclocheilus rhinocerous, 4806 nucleotides long. It is a transcript of the gene atp2b3b, whose product is annotated as ATPase plasma membrane Ca2+ transporting 3b. The record is from RefSeq and is a predicted model, not a curated record. Lineage: Eukaryota; Metazoa; Chordata; Actinopteri; Cypriniformes; Cyprinidae. Gene Ontology annotation, cellular component: plasma membrane; intracellular membrane-bounded organelle. The transcript is spliced from 21 exons. Gene Ontology annotation, biological process: calcium ion transmembrane transport; regulation of cytosolic calcium ion concentration. The coding region runs from base 412 to 4245 and encodes 1277 amino acids. Gene Ontology annotation, molecular function: P-type calcium transporter activity; ATP hydrolysis activity; PDZ domain binding.
CUCACCAAUCCCAUCAUCCCGCACCCUUUGAAUCCUAACGCAUCAGAUCUACACAAUAUCCUGCUCGGUUUUGCGCCCCCUCUUCGCUCUUGUUCUCUGUGUCCUGAUGGAUUGGAAGCGGCCUGAUCCCUCGUUCUGUUGACCCUCGGGGCGAGGGGGUUGAGUGGAGAGGACAGGAUUUCUCCAAAUACGUUAGAAGUGUCCGGCUGUCGUUGUCCCGAUUUCCUCUGAUGGAGAGUUAGAAGAACGGGAGGAACUACCGGGGAGGGCGAGGAGUGGAGGAGCAAAUUCGAAACCAAAAAACUUGAGCCAAGAAUCGUCACUAAUACUGACCUCGUGUUGCUGAAACCUCCUGGACGAGAAGAAGUCAUAUAGAUCAAACAUCGUGGACCCAACAACCUAAGACUCGAGAUGUCCACCACAGCGACCAUGGGUGAGAUGGCGAAUAGCGCAGUGGAGUUUUACCCCAAGCGGGGUGGAGGAGGCGCAGAAGCCAACCAUGCUGGGGACUUUGGGGUUACGUUGGAGGAGCUCCGGUCCCUGAUGGAGCUGAGAGGAGCCGAGGCCUUGCAGAAAAUUCAGGACAGCUAUGGAGAUGUAGAGGACCUAUGCCAGAGACUCAAGUCUUCCACCAGUGAUGGUUUGUCAGAUAACCCGACAGAUCUGGAGAAGCGCAGACAGACAUUUGGACAAAACUUCAUACCCCCGAAAAAGCCCAAGACCUUCCUUCAGCUGGUGUGGGAGGCAUUACAAGACGUCACCCUCAUCAUCCUGGAGAUUGCAGCCAUCAUUUCCCUCGGCCUGUCCUUCUAUCAGCCACCCGGACACGAGAGCGAGGGUUGUGGAAAUGGGUCAGGAGGAGCUGAAGAUGAGGGGGAGGCAGAGGCAGGAUGGAUCGAAGGUGCAGCCAUCCUACUCUCCGUCAUUUGCGUGGUGCUGGUGACGGCUUUCAACGACUGGAGUAAAGAGAAACAGUUCCGGGGACUGCAGAGCCGCAUCGAGCUGGAGCAGCGAUUCGCUGUGGUGCGCAAUGGAAACGUCAUCCAGAUCCCCGUCGCCGAGAUGGUGGUUGGGGACAUGGCCCAGGUCAAAUACGGUGACCUCCUACCUGCUGAUGGGGUCCUGAUUCAGGGAAAUGACCUGCAAAUCGACGAGAGCUCUUUAACCGGUGAAUCAGAUCAUGUGCGGAAGUCGGCCGACAAGGACCCCAUGCUUCUCUCUGGUACCCAUGUGAUGGAGGGAUCAGGCAGGAUGCUGGUGACCGCAGUUGGAGUCAACUCUCAGAGUGGCAUCAUAUUCACUCUGCUGGGAGCCGGGGAAGGGGAGGAGGAGAAGAAAGAGAAGAAAGAGGACAGUAGUUACUCACUAACAACUAUGGCCAAACCGAGUGGCAUCACCAAUGGCAAGCAGCCAGAGGCAGCUGUGGAGUCCAAUCAGAAUAAAGCCAAAAAGCAGGAUGGAGCCGUUGCCAUGGAGAUGCAGCCUCUGAAGAGUGCGGAGGGUGGAGAAGUGGAGGAGAGAGAGAAGAAAAAAUCCAACGUGCCCAAGAAGGAGAAGUCUGUACUGCAGGGCAAACUCACCAAACUGGCUGUACAGAUUGGCAAAGCAGGUCUUGUGAUGUCAGCCAUUACAGUUAUCAUCCUGGUGCUGUACUUUGUGAUUGAGACGUUUGUGGUGGAGGGGCGGAUCUGGUUGACUGAGUGCACGCCCAUCUACGUGCAGUAUUUUGUCAAAUUCUUUAUCAUCGGUGUGACUGUGCUUGUGGUAGCUGUGCCUGAGGGUCUUCCACUUGCUGUUACCAUCUCCCUGGCCUAUUCAGUUAAGAAAAUGAUGAAGGACAAUAACCUAGUGCGUCACUUGGAUGCUUGCGAGACAAUGGGCAACGCCACUGCCAUCUGCUCUGACAAGACCGGCACCCUCACCACCAACCGCAUGACUGUAGUGCAGGCCUACCUCAACGACCAGCACUUCCGUGAGAUCCCAGACCCCAGCCAGAUCAACCCCAUCACCCUAGAGAUGAUUGUCAAUGCCAUAUCUAUCAACUGCGCCUAUACCUCCAAGAUCAUGCCACCGGAUGUGGAAGGUGGUCUGCCCAAGCAGGUUGGUAAUAAGACAGAGUGUGGUCUGCUGGGCUUCCUUCUGAACUUGAAGAGAGACUACGUCCCUGUGAGAGAGCAAAUCCCAGAGGAGAAACUCUACAAAGUCUAUACUUUCAACUCUGUACGCAAGUCCAUGAGCACUGUGGUGCAGAUGCCGGAUGGAAGUUUCCGGCUCUACAGCAAAGGAGCGUCUGAGAUCCUUCUGAAAAAGUGUUCCUCGAUACUUGGUGCCAAUGGGGAAACACGUAGCUUCAAGCCACGGGACCGAGAUGAGAUGGUGAAGAAAGUGAUCGAGCCCAUGGCGUGUGAAGGCCUGCGAACCAUCUGCAUUGGUUAUCGUGAUCUUCCCUGCGACCCCGAGCCUGAAUGGGAUAACGAAGCUGAAAUUGUCACCGAUCUGACCUGCAUCGCAGUUGUUGGGAUCGAGGAUCCCGUUCGACCUGAGGUCCCUGAAGCCAUUCGCAAGUGUCAGAGGGCAGGCAUCACUGUGCGCAUGGUCACCGGCGACAACAUCAACACAGCACGAGCUAUUGCUGCCAAGUGUGGCAUCAUUCAGCCCGGGGAUGACUUUCUGUGCCUGGAGGGUAAAGACUUCAACCGAAGAAUCAGGAAUGAGAAAGGAGAGAUUGAGCAGGAGAGGAUUGAUAAGAUCUGGCCUAAACUCAGAGUCCUUGCACGUUCCUCCCCCACGGACAAACACACACUCGUAAAAGGCAUCAUUGACAGCACUGUGCUGGAGCAGAGACAGGUGGUGGCCGUAACUGGUGAUGGGACCAAUGACGGGCCGGCUCUCAAGAAGGCAGAUGUGGGCUUUGCGAUGGGUAUAGCAGGCACUGAUGUAGCUAAAGAAGCUUCUGACAUCAUCCUGACCGAUGAUAACUUCUCCAGCAUUGUGAAGGCUGUCAUGUGGGGGAGAAAUGUGUAUGACAGCAUCUCCAAGUUCCUGCAGUUUCAGCUUACUGUCAAUGUAGUGGCCGUCAUCGUAGCUUUCACCGGGGCCUGCAUUACACAGGACUCUCCACUAAAAGCAGUACAGAUGUUGUGGGUCAAUCUGAUCAUGGACACAUUUGCCUCUUUGGCUCUUGCCACUGAGCCGCCCACCGAAGCUCUGCUGCUUAGGAAACCCUACGGGCGCAACAACCCCCUCAUCUCGCUCACAAUGAUGAAGAACAUCCUGGGUCAUGGAGUCUAUCAGCUCGUCAUCAUCUUCACCCUGCUGUUUGCCGGAGAGAAAAUCUUCAACAUCGACAACGGCCGUUACGCCCCCUUACACUCACCCCCAUCUGAACACUACACCAUCAUCUUCAACACCUUCGUCCUGAUGCAGCUCUUCAACGAGAUCAACGCUCGCAAGAUUCACGGCGAAAGGAACGUGUUUGACGGCAUCUUUGGGAACCCUAUCUUCUGCAGCAUUGUUCUGGGAACAUUUGGAGUGCAGAUUGUGAUCGUGCAGUUUGGGGGCAAGCCCUUCAGCUGUGCCCCUCUCAAUGUGGAGCAAUGGCUGUGGUGCCUCUUCGUGGGAGUUGGAGAACUGCUGUGGGGUCAGGUGAUCGCCACCGUGCCCACUAGUCACCUGAAGUGUCUGAAGGAGGCGGGCCAUGGGCCAGGGCUCGACGAGAUGACGGAGGAUGAGCUGGCCGAGGACGAGGAUGAGAUAGACCACGCUGAGAGGGAGCUACGCAGGGGGCAGAUCCUCUGGUUUAGAGGCCUUAACCGUAUCCAGACUCAGAUGCGGGUGGUGAAAGCGUUCCGUAGCUCCCUUUACGACGGAAUCGAGAAACCUGCGUCCAGGAAUUCCAUCCACAACUUCAUGGCGCACCCCGAGUUUCUCAUCAAUGACUUCAUCCACAACAUCCCGCUGAUCGACGACACCGACAUUGACGAUGAAUCGGAGUGGUCGAGGCACAACCACCACUUGCAUCCGGCCUUCCGAAAGCCCCCUCCUCCUCCGGUCCAGCAUCCGCAGCGUUCCCGCCCACCGCCCCGUCCCUACCGCCAGUACAGCCUCCCCACCACGCCUAACCGCAACAACAAUGCCAUCGAGAGUGGCGUCUACCACCUGAACCUCCCCACAGGCCCAGACGGGCACUGGACAACCCCCUCUCGACAGCUGUACCCCCUCCUCGCCCUGGAGACCUCUCUAUGACUGGCCGCGCUCCAGAGGAUAAGACCCUAAGAACUCUGAGGAUGCGGACCUGUGUGGGUCAGGCUGGUGGGGGAGGCUCCUACGGACACGUUGAAGGUGGUUGACCCCCAACACUAAGACAGGGUCAUCCCAAUCAUUUGCCCACUACCACCAUCCACCGAAAGCACUAUAACUCCUCACUAUAACAGCCCCACAGACACCUCUACUCUCACCGUGUGGAGAGGAGGCCAGUCUGCUGCAUGUCAGUCUGCUGCAUGUCUGUGGUUCCUUUGGACGGACCUGAGAAGGUGAGGAAUCCAGACCCGAUGGACUCUUUAGUGCUGGUGACUAUUGACUUCUCAGAAUGCAAAGGAAUAUGUUCCCUACGGGUGGAGUAGGGGUCCAUUCACUUUACUUUUUAUCGGUGUUACUAAACUCAAUAUUAUUAUUAUCAUGUUUGACUUCUUACUAUCGCCACCGUCAUCCUGAGUGUUCGGAUUAUCAUUGCGAUAUCACAGAAAAUGACAUUUAUUACUCUGAGUAAUGCUUUAUGGAUUAGCUUUAAAACAUUUUAUUUAUUUA